Monodelphis domestica (gray short-tailed opossum) is the source of this 3111-nucleotide messenger RNA. NCBI's taxonomy places the organism in Eukaryota, Metazoa, Chordata, Mammalia, Didelphimorphia, Didelphidae. The record is from RefSeq and is a predicted model, not a curated record.
UCCCCGCUUCCUUACAUGGUCACAGCCGGGCCUCCCUCUCCCGGACGUCCCCCCCUCCCCCGCUCUCUCCCGCCCCCCAACCGGACACAGCCCCCGCCCUGCUGCUACCCCUCAGCCAGGCAGCCCGGCACCCCAGCCAUGGAGGACCUGGAUGCUCUUUUGUCUGACCUGGAGUCUACAACAUCCCACAUCCCUCGGGCUGGGGCUCUUAGGGACCAGCCCCAAGAAGCCACUCCGGCUCCUCCUCCCUAUACCCAGCAACAACAGAAGGUGGCCAGGGAAACCUCUGGGGCCUCAGGAGACAAAGACCAUCUCUACAGCACUGUGUGCAAGCCUCGGUCCCCAAAGCCUGCGGCACCUCCAUUCUCCUCCAGUGGUGUCCUCGGUGCUGGGCUCUGUGAGCUGGACCGCCUACUGCAAGAGCUCAAUGCUACCCAAUUCAAUAUCACAGAUGAAAUCAUGUCCCAGUUCCCAUCCAGCAAGGCCGCUGAUGGAGAACGAAAGGAAGAACAAUCGGAGGAAAAGAAAAGGCCUACCAUGUAAGGCUCUGGGACGUAGAAUGGGAAGGCUACAUACCCCCCUAGCCCAACGCCUCCGCUGCCCAAACCUUCGGCCACCUCAGCUACCUUGGAAUUGGACAAGUUGAUGGCUUCUCUUUCCGAUUUCCGCGUCCAGAACCAUCUUCCUGCCUCUGGGUCUACCCCCAAACCAGAACUGAGCUCAGUGAGUGAUACCACACCACCCACCACCACCUCGGGGCCCGCCACGGAGGGCAGUCUGGACACCAUGCUGGGCUUGCUUCAGUCAGACCUCAGUCGACAGGGAGUCCCCACCCAGGCCAAGGGCCUUUGUGGUUCCUGCAAUAAACCCAUUGCUGGGCAGGUGGUGACAGCUCUAGGCCGGACCUGGCACCCGGAGCACUUUUUAUGCGGAGGGUGCUCCGUGGCUCUGGGAGGCAGCAGCUUCUUUGAAAAGGAUGGGGCCCCUUACUGCCCUGAAUGCUACUUCGAGCGCUUCUCCCCGCGCUGUGGUCUCUGCAAUCAGCCCAUUCGCCACAAGAUGGUCACCGCCUUAGACACCCAUUGGCACCCUGAACAUUUCUGCUGCGUCAGCUGCGGGGAACCGUUUGGGGAAGAGGGGUUCCACGAGCGGGAGGGUCGCCCGUAUUGCCGCCGGGAUUUUCUGCAGCUGUUCGCCCCACGCUGCCAAGGUUGCCAGGGUCCGAUCCUGGAGAACUACAUCUCGGCUCUGAGUGCACUCUGGCACCCGGACUGCUUCGUCUGCAGGGAGUGCUUUACGCCCUUCUCGGGAGGCAGCUUCUUCGAGCACGAGGGGCGCCCGCUCUGCGAAAGCCACUUCCACGCCCGGCGCGGAUCCCUCUGCGCCACCUGCGGCCUCCCGGUCACCGGCCGUUGCGUUUCGGCGCUGGGACGCCGCUUCCACCCGGACCACUUCACCUGCACCUUCUGCCUGCGCCCGCUCACCAAGGGGUCCUUCCAGGAGCGCGCGGACAAGCCCUACUGCCAGCCCUGCUUCCUCAAGCUCUUUGGUUGAGCCCCCACCCACUCGGCCACGAGGAGGUCCCGCCGCAAGGAUAGAACCCCAUUCCAAGAAAGGCCUUCCCCUUUAAAAAGAGCCCGGUGCGAGGAGGCUGCACACCGAGGGAAGGCCCGCCCUCCCCCCACAAAGCUGGUUCCAGAUUAGACUACGUUCCUAGUGAGGCCCGCCCGGGGUAGAUCCCUGUCCAAAGAGAGGUCCUUUCCCUCCCCCAGCCUGGCUCAAGAAUAGAGCACAUUCCCAGAACACUUUGCCUUUUAAUUAGAGCCCAGUGCCAGCGGACUCCCAUCCCUUAAGUAGACUCCAGGCCAAAGGGAGCUCGGAUCCUUCCCCCGGUUUAAGAAUGGACCAAGGCUCCAGGUGCCCUUUAAAUAGAACCCGGGCCCAGGAGGUCCACGCCUAUCAUAUACGGGGACCACCUCGAGGGAGGUGUUCUCCCUCCUCCAAAAAACAAGGCUUCUUGGUCCUUCUCAGAAGCAGCCCAACUCUUCCCUGAAGCUCCAUCCCUCUGGGGUACGUGAAUGGAGAGACAAAGGAAUGUCUAGAGAAUUCCCUUCUUGGAAGGGAUGGGGAGGGGGAAGUGAAGCCACUCCGCAGGAAUAGACGUUCAGGGUUGAGGGCUCUUGUAGGGCUCCCCAGCUGUGGGUAAUAGGAUCCCUCUCUAGGUUUGAACGCACUUACGUCUUACUAAGGAAGGAAAGCGCUUAAGGGAAAGGGACCAAGUCCUAGAAAUCUGCGGCUCCGGGUUGUGCCUCACAGUACUGUCUGAGUGUCCUGAGUGUCCCUCACUGCCGUCCUCACCUAUCUCUAUAUAAAUACACCUUUCACCAACUGGCUUCCAUUGUGAUUUAGCUGCCGAUUCUUAUUCUUUUCCUUCUGAAUCACACCCUUAAUGUGAACCCAGAAACAUAAACUAUGGAAUCUUCACACCCAAUCAGACAACUUGAGCUACAAAAUUCCUUCCAGACUAGCCUGUCUCUUUUUACAGGGGGGGGGGGGGGGGGAGCAGACGCAGAAAGGAGGAAGGGAUUAUUUCCGACUAGAACCCACUUCCACUUCCCUAUAUCCUGGCUUUCUGCCUAUCCAUUCAUUAAUUCAAUACAUUUCUGAGCACUCCCCACUCUAUGCUAGUCUUAGCCAUUGUCCAAUUAGGUCCUCUGUGGUAGAAGAGGUAGAGAGAAGGAUUGGUUACUGAAGAAUGCACAAACUCUAAUUAUAAAUGUAGAGGACUGUGGGUAUGUGAUGCAGGCCUAUAGAGAGACCUCCCCUGCCCCUCAGUCUGGCUUGUUCCCUUACUAAUUCUCCCUCAUCAGGUUCCAAGGCAGUCUACUGGAGGUUUUGAAUUCUUUUAUUACCAAAAUUGCAGAAAUUCUCUCUUUAAAUGGCUGACACCUCACUUUCACCCCGGAAUUAGACCACAGAAAUCUCUUCUCCUGUGAGCUAGCUUUCCUUCUCUCAAGCUACACACUUAAAGGCUCAGAAAAAACAAUCACUGUUAAUAGGCCUGUAAUUUAUUACCAGUAUCAAAUAAUAAACACCAACACCUAAAACAAG